AUGACCAUCACACACAUGCUGACAAGAGACCAAGCCAAAACCCCGCUGCAUGAAGCCAUAGUGUCAGGAAACGAGCCCGUGUUCAAACAGCUCCUACAGUGCAAACAGUUAGACCUGGAGCUGAUGGACCACGAGGGCAGCACGGCCCUCUGGCUGGCUCUGCAGUACAUCACCUUGGCCUCCGACCCCAACGUCAACCCCUUCGACGACAACGCACCCGUGGUCAACGGCACCACGUUUGACGAGAACAGCUUCGCCGCCCAGCUCAUCCAGAGAGGCAGCAAUCCAGACGCACCAGACUCCACCACAGGUAACUGUCUGAUGCAGAGGGCAGCGCUGGCCUCCAACGAGGCUGCUGCUCUCUUCCUGGCCACCCACGGAGCAAAGGUCAACCACACCAGUAAAUGGGGAGAGACGCCGCUCCACACGGCGUGCCGCUGUGGUCUGGCGGAACUGACGGCCGAGUUGCUUCAGCAGGGGGCCAACCCCAACCUGCAGACGGAGAGCGCCGUGCCCGAGGCUGGAGGAGGGGGAGGAGAGCGCGCCCAGGGCGUGUACCUCCAGAGCCCCCUACACAUGGCCAUCGCACACAACCACCCCGACGUGGUCUCCGUCAUCCUAGAACAAAAAGCUAACGCACUCCAUGCCACAAACAACCUGCAGAUCAUUCCAGACUUCAGCCUCAAGGACUCCAUGGAUCAGACCGUGUUGGGUCUCGCCCUUUGGACAGGCAUGCACACUAUUGCGGCCCAGCUGCUGGGGUCGGGGGCGGCCAUCAACGACCCCAUGUCAGACGGCCAGACCCUGCUGCACAUGGCCAUCCAGAGGCAGGACAGCAAGAGCGCCCUCUUCCUGCUCGAGCACCAGGCCGACAUCAACGUCAGGACCAAGGAUGGGCAGACGGCUCUGCAGUUGGCCAUCAGCAACCAACUCCCCCUGGUGGUGGACGCGCUGUGUACGCGCGGGGCCGACAUGUCCGUGGCGGAUGACAAGGGCAACCCUCCGCUGUGGCUGGCCCUGGAGAGCAAUCUGGAGGACAUCGCCUCAACACUGGUCCGGCAUGGCUGUGAUGCGACCGCCUGGAGCCCUGGGCCCGGAGGGUGCCAACAGACUCUCCUCCACCGUGCUAUAGAUGAGAACAACGAGGUCACCGCCUGCUUUCUCAUUCGCAGUGGUUGUGACGUGAACAGCCCCCGGCAGCCAGGCCCCAGUGGGGAGGGGGACGAGGAGGCUCGGGACGGCCAGAGCCCGCUGCACCUGGCGGGGUCAUGGGGCCUGGAGGAGGUGGUUCAGUGCCUUCUGGAGUUUGGAGCCAACGUCAACGCACAGGAUGCAGAGGGUCGGGCCCCCAUCCACGUGGCCAUCAGCAACCAGCAUGCCGUCAUCAUCCAGCUGCUCAUCUCGCACCCCGAGAUCCGGCUCAACGUGCGUGACCGGCAGGGCAUGACUCCCUUCGCCUGCGCCAUGACGCACAAGAACAACAAGGCCGCCGAGGCCAUCCUCAAACGAGAGGCAGGGGCUGCUGAACAGUUGGACAACAAGGGGCGUAACUUCCUGCACGUGGCGGUGCAGAACUCUGAUAUUGAGAGCGUGCUGUUCCUCAUCAGUGUGCAGGCCAACGUCAACUCCCGCGUGCAGGACGCCGCCAAGCUCACCCCGCUCCACCUGGCCGUGCAGGCCGGCUCCGAGAUCAUCGUACGCAACCUGCUCCUGGCGGGGGCCAAGGUGAACGAGCUGACCAAACACCGUCAGACGGCGCUGCAUCUGGCUGCGCAGCAGGACCUGGCCACCAUCUGCUCCGUGCUGCUGGAGAACGGGGUCGACUUCGCCGCCGUCGACGAGAACGGAAACAAUGCUCUCCACUUGGCUGUGAUGCAUGGUCGCCUGAGCAAUGUGCGAGCGCUCCUCACGGAAUCCAACAUCGAUGCUGAGGCCUACAAUCUCAGGGGUCAGUCCCCUAUGCAUGUGCUGGGCCAAUAUGGGAAGGAGAACGCUGCUGCCAUAUUUGAGCUCUUCUUGGAGUGCAUGCCAGAGUACCCCCUGGACAAACCUGACAAUGAAGGGAACACAGUCAUCCUGCUAGCCUAUAUGAAAGGAAACGCCAACUUGUGCCGUGCCAUUGUGAGGUCUGGCGCUCGCCUGGGCGUCAACAACAACCAGGGCACCAACAUCUUCAACUACCAGGUGGCCACCAAACAGCUGCUCUUCCGCCUGCUAGAUAUGCUAUCCAAAGAGCCUCCAUGGUGUGACGGGUCAAACUGCUACGAGUGUGCAGCCAAGUUUGGUGUUACCACAAGGAAACAUCAUUGCCGCCACUGUGGACGUUUGCUCUGCCACAAGUGCUCUGUGAAGGAGAUCCCCAUCAUCAAGUUUGACCUGAACAAGCCUGUGCGCGUGUGUGAUAUCUGCUUCGACGUGCUGACUCUGGGUGGGGUGUCCUAACACACACACACCCUGGCACCAUUACAUACUCUCACACACAUACACACACAUACACUCUCCCUGCUGCUGCUGCUGUUGCUGCCACAGCUGCGGAGGGUGCAAGUGAAAGGAGCUGCUCUGCCAUAGAAGGGGCAGGUUGGCACUGCGGGGUGUGACAAGCACCUCUGAAAUGAAGAAGAAAAAGAAGAAGGAAAAAAGAGGCCCUGGACAAAAAAUAUCAACAACAAAUAUAUAUAUGAUGUAUUUGGACCACAACUUCUGUACUAUUCCAGUCUGUCCGAGAGAAAAAAAAACUAUUAAUCAAACAACGUGUAUGUUAUAGCUGUAUGAUUAUUUUAGUGUGUGGCAUCGUCUGGGGAUGGCCCGACAGUAAUGAAGCGGCCUAAGAGAAAGCCGAGAAAGAGAAGAGUAGGCGACGAUAAGGUGAUUUGAAGGUCAUCGCUGAGCCCAAGUAAUCCACUUCAGAUUGUUCAGACCAGGGUCACACAAGGUGACUUUUACAGGAAAGAGAUGGUGGAUAUGUCAAGUAUUUCAGAGACCAAGUCAUGAUUAUGCAUCAACAUCACAUUUUAAGUUUUACAUGAAGCUUUAUUCACCAAAUUAUGUUAUCACACAAUAUAUUGAAGGCCCAGACCAUUUACAGCACUCACAUACAGAAAGGCAGUUCAUCUCAAUCAUGUUCAAUGGUUAACACUUUGGUUAUAAACAGUGAAUUACACUACCCCAGUUGACAAACCCUCACACACAAGUACAAUAUGCCCAUCUUUUUUCCUGUGUGAAACUGGACGCUUUUCUGAAGGAGGGAGGAAUUUCGUAACUUAGCAUUUGGUAACUAUGUUUGGAAGCAAGAAUGCCAAGUUGGAGGGCACAGACUGAUUCAAAAUCUUGUGAAUGUUUUUUGUUGUUGAAAUCCUACACUUUUGAGCCAGUAUUUGGGGUCUUUUGAGAUCACUUCCCAGAGGUGGGGGGUUAGAUUGAGAGGGGGGCGGGUGUUUGAAGGUAGCAGCAUUUUCAUUUUCUUCUGCCCCUUGUUUCAGCAACAAAAUGCAGUAACUGUAACACUUACAUCACAGUUGGAAGUGGGACAACACUAACGCAAUGAACAGCAGUAGUGCAAUUCUGCCUAGUGAUCACUAUGGCCUUCUCUGCCCUGUUUCGCACCUUCUAAUGCAGUCAUUUAAGGAUUAUACACUCAAACUAGCCUUUGUCAUGGAGGGAUGGACAAGUAGCCUCA
Messenger RNA from Engraulis encrasicolus (European anchovy), 3676 nucleotides. RefSeq names its product ankyrin repeat and FYVE domain containing 1 (gene ankfy1). Gene Ontology annotation, molecular function: metal ion binding; protein binding. The record is from RefSeq and is a predicted model, not a curated record. The coding region runs from base 1 to 2442 and encodes 813 amino acids. NCBI's taxonomy places the organism in Eukaryota, Metazoa, Chordata, Actinopteri, Clupeiformes, Engraulidae. The transcript is spliced from 18 exons.